Sporothrix schenckii 1099-18 is the source of this 1539-nucleotide messenger RNA. RefSeq lists its product as uncharacterized. The record is from RefSeq and is a predicted model, not a curated record. The transcript is spliced from 2 exons. Gene Ontology annotation, biological process: transmembrane transport. Gene Ontology annotation, cellular component: membrane. NCBI's taxonomy places the organism in Eukaryota, Fungi, Ascomycota, Sordariomycetes, Ophiostomatales, Ophiostomataceae. Bases 1 to 1539 code for a protein of 512 amino acids. Gene Ontology annotation, molecular function: transmembrane transporter activity.
AUGGCCUCCUCUUCGAGCAACUCUGUCGCGGACGACACGUCGCCCAGCAAGUCCAAAUCGUCGGCCACCAGCCAUGUCGUCACCGAAGUCGACUCAGACAGCGCUCUGGUCAGCCCUGCCUCCGCGGAGCCCCUGGCGCCACCAGCCAAGUCCACCUGGUGGCGAUGGCUCGUUGGCCUCGUCUGGGACUCGGUCGAGGGCGAUGCACGCAACCGCCGCUAUGUCCAGAAGCUGGAUCUCUUUUUGUUCACCUACAUUUGCUUCGGCUACUUCAUCAAGUACCUCGACCAGCAAAACUACAGCAACGCCUUUGUCAGCGGCAUGCAGGCGGAUCUCGGGCUCUACGGCAACGAGCGCAACUGGAUCGUCACCUGGUUCAGCGUGGGCAUCAUGGUCGGCACCAUCCCGUCGCAGAUGAUCCAGCUCGAGUACGUCCGGCCCUCCAUCUGGAUCCCCGCCUGUGAGAUCGCCUGGUCCGUGCUCGUCAUGGCCAUGGCCGCCGUCAAGGACGUCAAGCAGCUGUACGUCCUGCGCUUCUUCGUCGGCCUGUUCGAGGCCUGCUCGUUCCCCGGCUACGCCGCCCUGCUCGGCGGCUGGUACGGACCUCGCGAGCUGACCAAGCGCGUCGCCAUCUUUGAGCAGUGCAGCGCCAUUGCCAGCAUGUUCAGCGGCUACAUCCAGGCCGGCCUGUACACGAGCAUGAACGGCGUGCACGGCCUGGCCGGCUGGCGCUGGCUGUUCAUCAUGGACGGCGUCAUCUCCAUCCCCAUUGCCGUCUGGGGCUUUUUUGCCAUCCCCGACCUGCCGCACACCACGCGCGCCUUUUACUGGACCAAGGACGACAAGGCCUACGGCGUGCAGCGCAUCGAGCGCAUCGGCCGCGGGGCGCCGCAGCGCCUGACCUGGUCCGGCAUCCGCCGCGUCUACACCGACUGGCGCCUCUGGGUCUUUUUGCUCGCCUACACGUUUGUCGCCAUGGCCGGCCAGGGCACCAACUACUUCAACCUGUGGCUCAAGGCCGUCGGCUACUCCGUCGUCCAGGUCAACGUGCUGCCCACGGCCGGCAACGCCGUCAGCAUCGUGGCCGCCUUUGUCUUUGGCAUCGUGGCCGACCGCACCGGCCGCCGCCGCGAGGCCCUGCUCGUCAUCCUCCUGGUCCUCUUCGUCUCCAACCUGCUGCUCUCUAUCUGGCACAUCCCCAAGGGGGCCAUCAUGGCCGCCAACUACCUGGCGUACAUAGGCUCCGCCGCCCAGCCCAUUGUCAUCGGCUGGGGCAACGAGCUCAACGGCCACGACUCCAACCUGCGCCAGCUGCUCGUCGCCACCGGCAACAUCUUUACCUACGCGCUGCAGAUUUUCAUCCCCGUCGUCCUCUUCCCCACCCAGGAUGCGCCGCACUACAAAUAUGGCUACCAGAUCCUGAUUCUGUUUGGGGGCCUCGGCACCAUUGGCACGUUUCUCUUGCAGUGGCAGCAGAACCGGCAGAGACGCCAAGGGGCGGUGGAGCAGGACGCCGCGGUUGUAGAGGCAGAGGCAUAG